This is a messenger RNA of Labrus mixtus (cuckoo wrasse), 2916 nucleotides long. RefSeq names its product exosome component 10 (gene exosc10). Gene Ontology annotation, biological process: nuclear polyadenylation-dependent snRNA catabolic process; nuclear polyadenylation-dependent CUT catabolic process; nuclear polyadenylation-dependent snoRNA catabolic process. Gene Ontology annotation, molecular function: nucleic acid binding; 3'-5'-RNA exonuclease activity; nucleotide binding. The record is from RefSeq and is a predicted model, not a curated record. NCBI's taxonomy places the organism in Eukaryota, Metazoa, Chordata, Actinopteri, Labriformes, Labridae. The transcript has 25 exons. Gene Ontology annotation, cellular component: nuclear exosome (RNase complex); nucleolus. Bases 38 to 2719 code for a protein of 893 amino acids.
GGGGGGCGCUUCCUGCGUCUCACAUGUACACAACCAGAUGAUGGCUGCUGUAAAGAAAAGUGAUUCCACUAACAGGAGCCUUAAAGAGACAAAUUCAGACACCAACGACGAGGAGAACAACGAGCUGUGUCCCGGUUUCAAAGACGUAGACGCCUUUGUUAAAUAUGGAUUGGGUGCUGUGUUAUCUGCCACUAAGGCGUCCGCCGCCUUGCCACAAGCUGGAGAUGAAUAUGAUUUCUAUCGGAGCUUCCCAGGCUUCCAGGAGUUCUGUGAAAGUCAAGGGGAUAAGCUUUUACUCUGCAUGAGUCAGAUAAUGCAGCACCACGGCUGCAGAUCCCACAUGAGAGACCGGAACAAGCUGACAGGGGUGGAGGAGCGGUUUGACUUGGUUGUGGACUCAAAUGAUGUCAUUCUCGAAAGAGCGGGGAUUCUUCUUGAUGAAGCUGAUGGGGUGAACAGGAGCCAGCAGCCUGUCAUGCCUGCAGGGUUUCAGCCUCCAAAAAUUGUUGUUUCCAGCUGGAAUCGCAAGGGUUUAGGCUCUGGCAGUCGUUCAGAGAUGUUCCGACUGCUCCACGCCAAGAAUGUUGCGAGGCCUCAGCUUAAAUUCAAGGAAAAAAUCGACAACAGCAACACACCAUUUAUUCCAAAAAUCUUUAUCAAGCCCAAUGCGCUGAAGCCUCUUCCUUCUUAUUUCACCAACAAACAAAUCCGAAAGCAGAGACCUGAGGACCUUGAUGUUCCAGCUGCCCUGGCUGAUUUGAUUCACCAGCAAAGGACUCAGGAGCACGUUGAAGACAUGUUUGCACACCCAUACCAAUAUGAACUGAAUCACCUUACAGUUCCAGAGAGCCUUCUGACUAAGCCAGAGCCCCAGAUGUACAAACCAAUGGCUGAUACCAAGUGCUCCUUCAUCGACUCACUGGAGGAUUUGGUCGCUCUGAAUGAGAAGCUGUGCAAGUUGUCUGAAUUUGCAGUGGACCUCGAGCACCAUUCCUACAGGAGUUUCCUCGGCCUCACUUCUCUGAUGCAGAUCUCCACCAGAGAGGAUGACUUCAUCAUCGACACCUUGGAGCUCCGCAGCGAGCUGUACAUCCUGAACGAGGCGUUCACUGACCCAGCUAUCGUCAAGGUAUUUCACGGCGCCGACUCUGACAUCGAGUGGCUCCAGAGAGACUUCGGCUUGUACGUCGUCAACCUUUUUGACACGCAUCAGGCCAGCAGAGCUCUGAACAUGGCCAGACAUUCCCUCGACCACCUGCUCAAACACUUCUGCAGUGUGGACUCAGACAAGCGUUAUCAGCUGGCCGACUGGAGGAUUCGCCCCUUGCCAGAAGAGAUGGUGCAGUAUGCUCGGACAGACACCCACUAUCUCCUGUACAUAUAUGACUCUAUGCGGGCACAGCUGUUAGACUUCAACCACGGCCUGCCUGGCCUUCUGCAAAGUGUCUGGAGCAAGAGUAAGGACAUCUCCCUGAAGAAAUAUAUGAAGCCCAUAUACACGGAGGAGUCGUAUUUGGAGCUGCAGAGGAAGCAGAAAAGGUCUUUUAACACCCAGCAGCUCGCUGCCUUCAGACUGCUGUUUGCCUGGAGGGACAAGCUGGCCAGGCAGGAAGAUGAAAGCACCGGAUAUGUGCUGCCUACUCAUAUGAUGAGCAAGGUAUCUGAGGAGCUGCCAAAAGAACCUCAGGGCAUCAUUGCCUGCUGUAACCCUGUACCCCCCCUAGUGAGGCAGCAGGUCAAUGAGCUCCAUUUGUUGGUGCAGCAAGCCAGAGAAAUGCCUCUCCUUAAGGCGGAGAUUGCAGCUCAAAAGAAGAAAGGACUCACACCCAUUAAAAAGCCAGAAGUCACUUUGUUUGGUCCUCACGAUACAUCCAGGGUCUCUGAGAGUGACCUCCCCGCCUUUCCCACUGAUGAACCACCUGUGAAACAAGGGGUGCUCUUUUCAGACGAUGAGCACAGGAUGGAUGUUGAUGUACAGAAAACAAACGGUCUCAUGGCAUUGGCUAAAAUCACACUGUUUGAGGAGAUGGAAUCACACAUUGAUGAGGAGGCCCUCCCUGUGCCUCAAAUGAAAGCCAGACGUAUCAUCGAGUCAUUUGAAAACCCAUUCAGAAUGUAUUUACCCUCCAGUGAUGUGCACAUCAGCAAGAACGCCAAGUUUGACCCAUCCUCCAAAAUUUUCGAGAUCAGUAAAAGAUGGAAGCUGCAGAGUAUAGAACAGCAACAGAAGGAGAUGGAGGAGAAGAAGAAAGCCAAGCAAGAAGCAAAAGAACGAGCCAAGAAAGUGUCAGAGGAAAGAAAGAAGGCUAAACAGAGCUACCAGGAGUCUCUUCAGAACGUUGCUACAGUUCGCCAGCAAGCAGUGGAAUCUGCAAAAGGAGUGGGACAGAAAAGAGAGAGAGUUGAUGGUGAGGUUGGAGAGUUAACUCCCAAACCGAGUAAGAAGCUGAUGAAAUCUGCCGAGAAGCCCCAGAAAACAGAAUCACCUCCCAAAGACAGCUUCAAGCCCUUCGACUACAGUCAGUCAGACCUCAAAGUCUUUGCUGGUAACAAAGCAAAGGACAACACACAGUUUGAUCCAAACCGGCAAUCCCAAGAUUUUAAGAAAAAGAAAAUCAACAAGGGACAAAAAUCCAAUUUUGCAGCUGGAAACAGAAGUAUGUCAUACAUGGCUGGAAAAUCUGACAGAGGAUUCCGGCAUAACUGGCCCAAAAGAUAAACUCUCUUUGAUCCCCUUUUCCUUUCUUGUUUUACUUUUGUUUUUCAUCCUACAGAAACAGUAUUCCCCUUCUUCAUUUUCAAUUGAAAUGAAUUAUUUCAAGAUUUAAUGUUUUGUUUUUUUUCAUCUGUGGGACCAUUUGCCUGUAAAUAUAUGGACACACUGGCCUCUUCAUUAAAGAUGAUUUUAGAGGAAAA